Molecule: messenger RNA, 1429 nt
Organism: Amphibalanus amphitrite
Lineage: Eukaryota; Metazoa; Arthropoda; Thecostraca; Balanomorpha; Balanidae
Exons: 3
Coding region: 257-1429 (390 amino acids)
Source: RefSeq, a predicted model, not a curated record
GCAAGAUGAAGAUAACUCAGAAGACGGCUCAUCUGUGCGAUCAGGACCUCUGUGGAAGAAUUAUGAAGCUCUAGAGAAUGACAUCGCUGAUUCGGUCUCGCUAGCAAAUAAAUACAUUCGCCAAAAGAUAUCAGAGAACACAGAUCGUUCAGAUUCGCACAGCUCCAGUGGUUCAGUGAAAGAAGUUGAGAAAGUAGAAGCGUGCACGAUUCCUGGUUUGAAAAAGCCUGAGCUGCCAGUCUUCAGUGGGGAUCAGAUGCAGUUUAGUGACUGGUCGGAGAUGUUUAAUGCAUUCGUCGACAGCGAGAAAAUACCGGCUAAGUUCAAGAUGAUUUACAUGAAAAACUAUCUCGCGGGAGAGCCUCUGAGAAUUGUAGAAAGGUACAGACCCACAGAAACGGGAUAUGCAAAGGCGAAAGAAGAGUUAGACAAGAAAUACGGUGGAAAAAUGUUCAAAAUCCGAAACGAGCUUGAUUCAAUAAGACGCACGCGGCCGAUUCAAGUGGAUGAAACCAAGCGGCUAGAAGAAUUCUCUGACAGAGUGACAAGUUUAGUGACAAACUUAAAGGAAAGUGGAUGCGUGUCAGAUCUCACAAACACGUCUGCAUACUACUUACUUGUUGUAGAGAAGCUCCAUCAUUUCUACGUGAAGAACUACAACAGAUGGCUAAGCACUGAGCACAGAGAAGACAACUUCGAGUCAUUCGCCGAGUGGCUGACAGAUGAAGCGCUAUUCGAGAAAAGAGCAAAGCAAAUGACACAAACCACGAGCAGCAUGCCAAACACUCGACAUCAGCAAAGGAAGACAUUCCGAGUGAAGACCCAGAAUCAACAUCAGCCAGCAGUGCGGCAGUCCUUCAGUCCGCCGUCAGAUACAAACUGCAUGGUUUGUCAAGCUGAUCACGCCUUGGAGAGCUGUGCUGUUUUUCAGAGCUGGACAGUGGGCAAAAGAUACGAGUUCUGUAAGCAGACAAGAAUCUGUUUUAGAUGUCUCGCCGGACAACAUCGUGGAAUAAGAUGCCACCGGUUUCCUGGAUGUCAGUUAGAGGGGUGUGGAGGAAGCCACCACACCUUACUGCAUGCCAGUCUGCGACAAGAUAAGCAACUGGAACAGAGAGGACGGCUGAAAGAGCAGCACCGACAGACGGAGAACACAAGUCAGAACCGUCAGACUACGAGCCAUCUACCUCAGCAAGGUCAACUAGAACAGAGCGGACAGUUGAGCUGGUCACAAUACCGCCAAGAAGGAGCUCACAGCAGUGGAUGUCAGCCAUCGCGCAACACGCCAAACACCACCAGCAGUAGCAGUAGCGGGAACACACAAAGCUCCGGAAUAACCUACAAUACGGCAGCCUCCAGAUCACCACCAGGAAAAGAAGCGACCGCAUUCCAGACAGUUCCAGUGCGCGUGCACCACAACGGCCUUUAG